AUGAAUGGCAACAACAAUAAUAAUAUAACUACGACAGAAAAGACAGAGACUAAAGGAGGAGGAGAUGACCAACAAACAUUGUUAGCGGCACUGCUUGGUGCCACAAGUGUGGCUAGGGAUGAACAUGAGUUCAGUCAUCGACUGUCCACUUUCAAGGCAACCAUUGCCACUCCUGAAUCACAGAAAAGGAGAGAGUACUACCUGGACAGACAAAAGACAAAGAGAAGAGAUUUACUCAAACAACUACGUACACUAGCAUCAACAACUGAUAAUGAUGACAAAGUCGAACAUAAUGAUGAAGAUUAUGAUGAUUCUGAUCAAUCAAUGUCUGACCAGAAGGGUGUGGAGUCAACAACAUCAACAAGAGACAUUGAUAAUGAUGAUAUAUCAAUGACGACAACAACAACAACAACUGUUGAACAAGAAAAGAUUAGAAAGACACAGAAGAACAUUGAUAGUAAACUAAAGAGACAACAGAAGAAGAAACAACAAGAACUAUCUAUGUACUCUAAUCAUUUGAUGUUGGCCGAACCAAUGAAGGAUGUACCGGAGAGAAUUGAUGUGGAUUGGUUCGCGGUGCCAGCACCACAGGGCAAGCGAUGUCUUGUCGUUUCACAGCGUGACAAGACGGUGGCACGAUCUCCAGAUGGCACUAUCAUAGCUUCAUUCUCAUCCACGCUGCCCUUUGGCUCUACAGCCAGUCGAGAGUCAUGUGGCAACAUCAACAAUCGAUUCUGUGUGUUGGACUGUCUGUUUGAACCGAUAAAGUCAGUCUACUACGUGCUGGACAUACUCUGUUGGAAAGGCAAUGUACUGUGCGAUUGUAAUAGCGAGUUUAGAUUCUUCUGGAAACAAACCAAACUAUCAGAGACUAUGGCACACAAACGAUCACAGAGCAAUCCAAGUCCAUUCAUUGCUCUACCAUAUUAUGAUACAGAUACUCAGUCUUUAAAGCUACUCAAUGAUACACUAAGCGAACAACAACAAGUCAAGGAACUAAUAGAUGAUUCUAGCUACAAUAUUGAAUUCAUACUAUUCUAUCACAAGGAGUCAUUGUACAGCUUUGGAUUGACACCAUUAUUCCUAUCACUAUCGGCACAUCAUCUCCCUACUCUGUUGGCUAGUGUCAUGAACGAUCCAAACAACACAAUAAAGUAA
Molecule: messenger RNA, 1158 nt
Organism: Acytostelium subglobosum LB1
Lineage: Eukaryota; Evosea; Eumycetozoa; Acytosteliales; Acytosteliaceae
Exons: 1
Coding region: 1-1158 (385 amino acids)
Biological process (GO): snRNA import into nucleus
Cellular component (GO): cytoplasm; nucleus
Source: RefSeq, a predicted model, not a curated record